This is a messenger RNA of Grosmannia clavigera kw1407, 2451 nucleotides long. Its product is annotated as peroxisomal ABC transporter. Gene Ontology annotation, cellular component: peroxisomal membrane. The record is from RefSeq and is a predicted model, not a curated record. Gene Ontology annotation, molecular function: ATP hydrolysis activity; ATP binding; long-chain fatty acid transmembrane transporter activity. Lineage: Eukaryota; Fungi; Ascomycota; Sordariomycetes; Ophiostomatales; Ophiostomataceae. Bases 1 to 2451 code for a protein of 816 amino acids. The transcript has 3 exons. Gene Ontology annotation, biological process: long-chain fatty acid import into peroxisome; peroxisome organization; very long-chain fatty acid catabolic process.
AUGGCUGCUCAGUCCACACUGCGCCAGUCGGCCGCCGAGGCCGCCAUCGCCGGCUUCAUCAGCAAGUACGGCGCUAUGGUCAGCCGCCGACUGCGCCGCACGACGCGAACAACCCGCCUGCUCGCGACAGUGUCACUGCUGGUAUCCAUUUUGCUGGGAGCUGAGGGCGGACGUCGCUGGUGGCAUCGCAGCCGGCUGGAGCAGGAACAGGGCCUGAAGCUGGUCCGCACCAACUCGUGGCUGCACAACAAGGACGGCUCGCGCACCAUCUACGUGCCCUAUCGUGGCGGCACGUCCAAGGUGGUCAUCCCGACGACCAAGCCUCUGACUUUUGAGGCCCACCGUCGGCUGUUUCUGAAUCCGCCUCGUGUCUCCGGCCUCCACAGCGGCAAUAGCGACGGCUACGUGCCGGGGACCCAAACCAAGCCAGGUCUCAACUUGGCAUUUUUACACCAGUUCCUCAGCCUUAUGAGCAUCAUGGUCCCGCGCUGGACCAGCAAGGAGUCCGGCCUGCUCGUCAGUCAUGCCGGUUUCCUCGUGCUCCGGACGUACCUAUCGCUCGUCGUGGCCCGGUUGGACGGCGAGAUUGUCCGCGACCUAGUGGUCGGCAACGGCAAGCUGUUUAUCUGGGGCUUACUAAAGUGGUGCGGCUUCGGUGGUGUGGCAUCGUACACAAACGCCAUGAUCAAGUUUCUUGAGUCCAAGGUGUCGAUCGCUUUCCGUACGCGGCUCACGCGGUAUAUUCACGACCUGUAUCUAAACGACAAUCUCAACUACUACAAGCUCUCCAACCUCGACGGUGGCCUCGGCCAGAGCGCAGAUCAGUACAUCACGCAAGACCUGACCCUGUUUUGCGCCGCUGCUGCCGGUAUCUACUCGUCGCUCGGCAAGCCGCUGAUCGACCUGUGCGUCUUCAAUUACCAGCUCUACCGGGCACUCGGCCCUCUGGCGCUCUCGGGCAUCAUGAGCAACUACUUUGUGACUGCCAGCAUUCUGCGGCGGUUAUCACCGCCCUUUGGCAAGCUCAAGGCGGUUGAGGGCCGUAAGGAGGGCGAGUUCCGCAGCCUGCAUGCCCGCCUGAUCGCCAACGCCGAGGAGGUGGCAUUUUACGGCGGUGCAGACAUGGAAAAACAGGCGCUAAACCGGGAGUUCAAGGAGCUCAAGACGUGGAUGGAGGGCAUCUACUUCCUCAAAAUCCGCUACAACAUGUUGGAGGACUUCAUCGUCAAGUACAGCUGGAGCGCGUACGGCUAUCUGCUCUCGGCGCUGCCAGUGUUUCUCCCGGCCUGGGGUGGCCUCGGCGGACUGACAGAGCUGGCCGGUAACGGUCUGACGGCGACAUCGACAGGCGAUCGGGAGCGCUCGCGCACCAAAGACUUUAUCACGAACCGACGGCUGAUGUUGUCGCUCGCCGACGCGGGCGGACGGAUGAUGUACUCGAUCAAGGACCUGGCAGAGCUGGCGGGCCACACGAGUCGGGUGUACACGUUGAUCUCGACGCUGCACCGGGUGCAUGCCAAUGCAUAUUACCCGCAAGCGGGGCGGCAGAGCGAGCUGUACUCGCUGUCGGACGUGCAGGGCACGAUGCAGAAGGGCUUCGACGGGGUGCGGCUGGAGAACGUGCCGGUUGUAGCGCCGGGACUGUGGCCACACGAAGGCGAGGAGCUGCUGGAGUCGCUAUCGCUGAUUGUGCGGCGAGGCGAGCACCUGUUGAUCUCGGGGCCCAACGGCGCGGGCAAGUCGUCGAUCGGGCGGAUUGUGGCUGGGCUCUGGCCGGUGUACCGCGGGUUGGUGAGUCGGCCAAAGGCGGUGGGCGAGGACGGUAUCAUGUUUUUGCCGCAGCGGUCGUAUCUGAGCAUCGGCACGCUGCGCGACCAGGUGAUCUACCCGGACGGCGAGGCGGACAUGCGCAACAAGCACAAGAACGAGCACGACCUGAAGCGCGUGCUGGAGGACGCGCAUCUGGGCUACCUGCCGGCACGUGAGGGCGGCUGGGACACGAAGAAGGAGUGGAAGGAUGUGCUGAGCGGCGGCGAGAAGCAGCGUAUGGCCAUUGCCCGGCUGCUGUACCACGAGCCGCAGUAUGCCUUUAUCGACGAGGGCACGAGCGCGGUGUCGAGUGACGUGGAGGGGCUGCUCUACGAGAAGUGCAAAGAGCGAGGGAUCACCCUGAUCACGAUCUCAACCCGGGCUUCGCUCAAAAAGUACCACACGUUCAACCUGAUCAUGGGAAUGGGCGAGAACGGAGACGAGUGGCUGUUUGAGCGCAUCGGCACUGAGCGCGAGAAGCAGAACGUCGAGCGUGAGCUGCAGGAGUUACGCGAACGGCUGUCGCAGGUGGAAGCGUGGCGAGCACGGCGAGCCGAGAUCGAGAAGGAGCUGGCGCAAGUCUGGGUGGAGGGUAGCGAUGAACCGCUGCCACCGCCAGCAAAAGAGGUAGAGGGACAAUAG